UCGCUCUGCGCUCAUCACACAAGUAUGUGAACGUUUACAGUCUCCAGAGCGAGACGACUGAAGAUUUGUACUUCUCAGUGUUGAGGAUGCACCUCGUGCCUGUUAAAUUUUAAGAGCUCAAUAGAGUGCACCAUCUCAACCUAGCUUCAGUUUUGCAGAUAACUAAACUUUAUAAACUCUUGAGGACCACUGUGAACAUCUUGAAGCGUUUUAGGCGAUUUAUGGAUAGAGUAAAGAUUCUCACAAGGGAUCUGGAUGAUGUUUAACGACAGUGAAUGAAGAUGAGGUUGACAUCGUUUCGGUGCAGUUAGUCCAUGAUGGAUCACCAUCACGAUCUGAAAUGUAAAAUAGUUGUGGUCGGGGACACUCAGUGUGGGAAAACUUCUUUGUUAAGUGUUUUUGCCAAGGACUCCUUUCCAGAGAACUAUGUUCCUACUGUGUUUGAGAACUACACAGCCAGUUUUGAGAUCGACGCGCUGAGAGUUGAGCUCAGCCUUUGGGAUACGUCAGGAUCUCCAUACUAUGACAACGUGCGGCCCCUCUCUUACCAGGAUGCUGAUGCAGUUCUCAUCUGUUUUGACAUCAGUCGACCAGAGACUCUUGACACUGUUUUAAGGAAGUGGAAGAGGGAAAUUGAGGAGUUCUGUCCCAAUACCAAAAUACUGUUGGUUGGAUGCAAGUCAGACCUGCGCACAGACCUGGCCACAUUUGUGCAGCUGUCCAAUGACAUACCUUUAUCUUAUGACCAGGGGUCAAACAUGGCCAAGCAGAUCUCCGCCCCUUACAUUGAAUGCUCAGCACAGCAGUCUGAGAACAGUGUGAGGGACAUUUUCCACAUAGCCACACUGGCUUGCAUCAAUAAAACAAAAAAGGAUGUCAAGCGCAUCAAGUCCAGCAGAGCCACCAAGAGGACCUCACACGUACCUAACAGGCCUGAGCUAAACUCAGUGUCAUGUCUACACAAGACCAAAACAAAAACCUGCAUAGUAAUGUGAUUUCAAAAGCCACAGAAAAGACUUGAGGCCAUUUCCUCUGCAUGCAUUCCUUUUCCAAUCAGGAUUUUUCCAAAAAAUUCAAUUGGAAAUAAAUGGGACAUGAGCUGAAGGGAGCUAAUUUGCACUUCACAAGCAUUCAUACUCAUCUCCAGCUGCAAUAUGUACCUCUGACCUAAGACAAGGACAUGUAUUAAUGGUAAUGAAGUCUAUUCUUCCCUGUUUACAUAUGCAUUUAAAAAGCACUUCAGAAUAUUUUUGGCCAUUUUUAGUCAUCAUUCAAAACUUAAAGCAGGGAAAACACUCAUUGUCUCAAAUACUGCCAAAAAUGGAGCACUCCAAAACAAGAAUCUGCUGUGGAUUUAGUUGUGAUUUAUAACAAAACCCAAUUUAUGGAAAUAACAAAUUUUAACACUAGAUCAGUGCUGUCUUAUUAGACCUGACUGCACCAAAAAUGUGUAAAAUAAUGUCACAAAUAUACAUUGUAGGUAGAGUUUUGUAUUAUGAGAAAAAAAAUAUUACAAAAUAAAUGAAGAAUAUACCUGGUCCAAACACCUGA
Molecule: messenger RNA, 1551 nt
Organism: Myxocyprinus asiaticus (Chinese sucker)
Lineage: Eukaryota; Metazoa; Chordata; Actinopteri; Cypriniformes; Catostomidae
Gene: rnd3b
Product: Rho family GTPase 3b
Exons: 5
Coding region: 315-995 (226 amino acids)
Biological process (GO): small GTPase-mediated signal transduction
Molecular function (GO): GTP binding; GTPase activity
Source: RefSeq, a predicted model, not a curated record